CUCACCCUGGAGCUCCAGAGGACAGACCAAUGUGAAUUCCUUCAUUCACCCCUCACUGCUGCUCAGCACGUUCUCCCCAAGCAACGUUUUAAUGGCUCGGACUGAGCUCUCUGCGGGGCUUUUGCUGUUGCUGACCUGUUGCUCAGCCAAUGCACAGGGCUGGAGGAGUUGGUGGACUUGGGGGAACCUGGAGAAAACAACCUUUCCUCCCACCGAAGCUGCCAGGACUGAGGAGCAGACCGCACUGCAUCCUGGCACGCCUGAAGAGACCACCCCCCUGAAUGUGCCCGUUGAGAGCACCACCGAGCAGAAGGGAAGCGUGUGGACUGUCUUGACCCCCGGGAGACCAGACUUGACUGCUGCCACGACCACCCCUCCAGCAGCAUCCCUUUCCCAGCUGGAAGGCACAGAAGGAAACAUUACAGGGGCAGGGGCAGAGAUACUCAGCACAACUGAAGGAAGCGGGAAUUUGCUUCAGUUCGGGGAUGAGAAGGCAACUGAAGGAGCAAAGACGGAAGAAGCACCUGUGGCUGCAGAUCCUGUGACAGCACUGCCCCUCCCUGUUACGGAGCCCGUGAGCAUCCAGAACACCACUGCCAACUCCACAGGUGAUGUGCAGACCUCAGCGGAAACUGGGCAGCCUGAACUGGCUCUCGCGGUGACUACAAAGCAGGCUGUUCUGUGGAAUGAGACCCGAGUCCUCCUAAAGAAGCCUGAGAUUCCCCUCCCAGGUAGCGCUUCUUUCUCGUUUUCACCAAAUGGUCGUGAUGACAGUGGCACCACGCUGGCAUUCCAAGAAUCGACAGAUGCGGGGCAGGAAGGUGCUGCCAGCCCAGAGACAAGGGCAGCCUGGGGAGUGCUCUCAGACAGCCGAGGAACCCCGUCCCAUGGGAAUGCUUUGGAGAUGCAGGCGCCUCGGGCACCUAGCAGCAGCAUGCGUGCUGGAAUUCCAUCCAAGGUGGUGGGUGCUUUAGACAACGGGCUUCUCCGCUCUGUACUAAAUUCAUACCCAUCAGUCUCUCAUGGCAAUGGAGCCCAUAAAAACCACACCUCCCUUAGGCCUGCUGGGAUGGUGGUAACCGAUGCAAAUAAGAAUCGCUCUAGGGAUUUCGUUGUUUCUAAUUCGAGCACAACUAAUUUUAUGGAUUUUCCCCCUGCCAAUAACUCUGACUCUCUUGAGUUGCUACUAACCUACGCUAUGCAAGAUUUUAGCAAUAGUAGUGUGGGGCUUGCUUCCUUCUUUCCUGGACUGACUCCAGCAGCUGGCCACUGCUUGCCCUUACCAGGCAAGCUGUCAUAUUGCAACCACCUGGGCAUGAAGCAUUUCCGAGUGCCGAAUUAUUUGCAUCAUGGCAGUGAGGAGGAAGUUUGGGCUGCUUUGCAUGAGUGGGAGGGGCUUCUUAAAUCUCGGUGUCACCGCUACUUGGAGUGGUUUUUCUGCUUGCUACUGGUACCUGGGUGCAAUGCUUCUCUUCCAAUCGCACCUCCACCGUGCCGGGGAUUUUGUGAGGCCCUGAAAGAUCUGUGUUGGACUCAACUGAAAACAGGGCACCUUCCAAUAUCAUGCGACUCUCUCCCAGCAGAGGAUGGUGCAUAUGCAUGUGUAUUUGUUAAUGUUUCAGCAGAGAAUUUCAGCACAGAAGUUGGCCUCUUAGAGCUGAUUGGGGAUCCUCCACCGGAACAGAUAACCAAAGUGUACGGCCCAGACAACAGCCCUGGCUAUGUGUUUGGACUGGACGCCAACACGGGACAAGUGGCACGUUACCACCUACCCAGCCCUUUCUACAGAGACUUCUCACUCUUGUUCCAUGUGCAGCCCACUAGAGACAAAGCAGGAGUGCUGUUUGCCAUCACAGAUGCCUCCCAGUCCAUCAUCUACGUUGGGGUGAAGCUAUCCGAGGUAAAAGAUGGGAAACAGCAGAUCAUCUUCUACUACACAGAGCCGGGCUCCCAGAACUCCUAUGCUGCUGCCACGUUCGUCGUGCCCUCUCUCGUUGAUCGGUGGACUCGCUUUGCCAUCAGUGUGGAAGAGGAAGAGGUCAUUUUAUACAUGGACUGUGAGGAGUAUGAGCGGGUCCGUUUUGAGCGCUCGCCUGAUGAAAUGGAGCUGGAAGAUGGUUCUGGGCUUUUUGUGGCACAAGCGGGAGGAGCUGAUCCUGAUAAAUACCAGGGUGUAAUUGCAGAAUUGAAAGUGAAAGGAGACCCUCAGGCAGCUGAAGUCCAGUGCGAAGAAGAAGAGGAUGAUUCUGAUAUAAUAUCUGGGGAUGGAGGAAGUGGAGCUGAAGAAAAGCCCCGGCUACCAGAAAGGGAAAGGGUGACUUCAACGAUCUCAAGUCUACCAUUACCUCCACCCCCCACUUCUCCCCCCACUGUCAAAAAGCCUGCGCAGCCAGAGGAGAAACUUACUUUGGAAACUGAACUUACCAAGUUGGAAGCAGGGACGCCAUUUGCUUCAGGGGUUGGAGCCAAAGGUCAAAAGGGCGACCCUGGUGAAAAAGGGGAACGUGGCUCUAAAGGAGACUCUGGAGUUGGUGGAGUUUUGUCAACAAACGGUGCAAAAGGUGAAAAGGGCGAAAAAGGAGAACUGGGCAUUAAGGGAAGUGCUGGCUUUGGAUACCCAGGCUCUAAAGGACAGAAAGGCGAGCCUGGCGAUCAGGGGCCUCCUGGCCCCACAGGCCCGCCUGGCUCGCCCGGCACCAUUGUCAAGCACCCCAAUGGCUCUGUGGUAGAGCAUGUCGCAGGGCUUCCGGGACCUGUGGGCCCACCAGGACCGCCCGGGAAGGAUGGCUUGCCUGGGAAGGAUGGAGAACCUGGAGAUCCUGGUGAAGAUGGGAAACCAGGUGAUGUUGGCCCCCAAGGAUUCCCUGGAACCCCCGGGGAGCCUGGAUUAAAAGGUGAAAAGGGAGAUCAAGGCAUUGGUGUGAGAGGUCCACCUGGGCCACCUGGGCCACCAGGUCUACCAGGAGUCGGCUCUAAAUUGGACAAGUUGACAUUUAUUGACAUGGAAGGCUCUGGUUUUGGAGGUGAUUUGGAAACCCUGCGAGGCCCCCGAGGACCACCUGGGCCCCCAGGCCCUCCUGGCGUGCCCGGCUUGCCAGGACAACCUGGAAGAUUUGGGACGAAUAGUACUGACCUUCCAGGGCCGCCUGGCCUCCCUGGAGUGCCCGGCAGGGAUGGUAUCCCAGGACUUCCAGGACCUCCUGGCCCUCCUGGUCCUCCAGGAAAAGAAGGGAUCGCUGGCCAGCCUGGGCUGAAGGGCACAACUGGAGAACCAGGCGAAUUAGGCCUCCCAGGAGCACCUGGACCUAAGGGCAGCAAGGGAGAUGCAGGGGUGCCAGGAGCACCAGGGGAACCUGGCCUGGCAGGCCUGCCUGGGCCCAUGGGUCCCCGUGGACAGCCUGGGCCUCCAGGGCCAGGCUUCAUGGCUGGAUUUGAUGAUAUGGAGGGCUCAGGACUGCCAUUCGUUUCUGGUGUCCCUGGGGUACGUGGACCAGAAGGGCCACAGGGCCCCCCUGGACUUCCAGGACUCAAGGGAGAUGCGGGCAGCGUUGGUCUUCCAGGUUUGCCAGGAAUGAAGGGAGACCCUGGACUUCCAGGGCUGGAUGGUCGCCCUGGGCUAGAGGGAUUCCCAGGACCACAAGGGCCAAAGGGUGAUACAGGAGAUCCAGGGGUUAAGGGUGAACGAGGACAAGAUGGGAUAGGACUGCCAGGUCCUCCUGGCCCCCCAGGCCCCCCAGGAGAAGUCAUCUACCAGUCAAGUGAUGAUAAAAAAUUAUCUCUUUUUCCGGGCCCAGAGGGCAAACAAGGGCAUGCUGGCUUCCCAGGGCCAGUGGGACCAAAAGGGGACACAGGAAUCGCAGGUGUUCAAGGCCCUCCAGGACUGAAGGGUGAAAAGGGAGAGCCGGGAGUUAUCAUUGGCCCUGAUGGAACGGACCUAGCAGCUAAUACAAAAGGAGAAAAGGGUGAACCAGGCUUACAAGGACCUAUGGGACCACCAGGGCUACCUGGACGGCAUGGACAAAAAGGAGAAAUUGGAUUCCCUGGAAGACCAGGUCGCCCUGGUAUGAAUGGCCUGAAGGGAGAAAAAGGUGACCCAGCGGACUCAGGUGGAAAUCUGGGCUUAAGGGGUCCUCCUGGCCUCCCAGGCCCUCCUGGCCCCCCAGGUCCUCCGGGCAGCGUAGUGCCUGUUUAUGACAAUAAUGCAUUUGGCGACAUGGGCCCUCCUGGACCACCAGGAUUGCCUGGCUACCAUGGUACUCCUGGUGAGAAGGGAGAGAAAGGCGAGAUGGGUCCUCCAGGGCCCCCAGGCCAGUUCCCCUAUGACUUCAGCAGAUUUGGCUCCACCUUCAGGGGCGAAAAAGGGGACAAAGGUGAAACAGGGACAAAAGGCGAGAAAGGAGAGUCAGGUGGAGGAUCAUUUGGAUCAGGCAUCGUUGGACCUCCAGGUCCCCCAGGGUACCCUGGUCUUCCGGGCUCUAAAGGAGACAGUAUUAGGGGUCCACCUGGCCCUCCAGGACCCCAAGGACCUCCUGGGGCAGGAUAUGAGGGACGCCCCGGGAUCCCCGGCCCCCCUGGUCCACCUGGCCCUCCAGGACCACCUUCUUUUCCAGGAGCCCAUAGGCAAUCCAUUGGGAUUCCUGGGCCACCAGGGCCACCGGGGCCACCAGGGCCACCAGGCGUUAGUGAUAGAUCUCCCUCUUCCGGGCUGCGGAUCUUGCCAACCUACCAGAGCAUGAUAGGCAGAGCUCAUGAAGUGCCCGAAGGGCAGCUUGUUUUCAUCCCUGAGAGAGAAGAGCUCUACAUCCGCGUCCGCAGUGGUUUCAAGAAGAUUCUCCUCGAGGAAAAAGUGAGCCUCUCUGGCCCUGGGCUGGACAACGAGGUGCAUGAAAGGUUUUCCAGCGUCCACUACUCGCAUGGCGGCACGGCGGCCUCGGGAUCCCCACGCUUCGUCCAGCCGCAUUUGCCUGUGCAUUCGCACCGAGAAUACAGCACUUACUCCACUGCCAGGCCCUGGAGAGGGGACGACAGCAUCGCCAGCCAGCACCGCCUCCCCGAGCAGCCCCGCCAGGGAGCACAGCGCCACCAGGAGUCCCUGAACAGCCUGCUGCUUAACGGCCGCCAGCCCGAGGCGGCUCCCUCUGCUCACACGCACCACGAUUUCCAGCCUGCUCUGCACCUGAUAGCUCUGAACGCUCCCCUGAGCGGCAGCAUGCGUGGCAUCCGAGGAGCGGACUUCCAGUGCUUCCAGCAAGCCCGGGAGGUUGGCCUGACAGGCACCUUCCGAGCUUUCCUCUCCUCCCGGCUGCAGGACCUCUACAGCAUCGUGCGCAGAGCGGACAGGAGCACCGUGCCGAUCGUCAAUCUCAGGGAUGAAGUGCUCUUUAAUAAUUGGGAGAACCUCUUCUCAGGCUCUGAGGCAUCAUUUAGAACUGGGGCUCACAUCCUCUCCUUCGAUGGAAGGGACGUUCUGAGAGACUCGGCAUGGCCUCAGAAGUACGUGUGGCACGGCUCCGAUUCCAAAGGACGGCGGCUAACAGAGAGCUAUUGUGAAACAUGGCGGACAGACGAUGCUGUGGUGGCAGGCCAGGCCUCUUCACUGGCAUCAGGCAAGCUCCUUGAGCAGAAGAGCAGCAGCUGCAAGAAUGCCUUCAUAGUCCUGUGCAUCGAAAACAGCUUCAUGACUUCUUCCCAAAAAUAAAAGCCGCACACAACCGAAAGCGCUGACUGCAAGCAGAGGAUGGGAACCCAGACAUUUCUCUUAAGGAAUGGGGAGCGGGCCGCGGUUCCCCCACCCGUCCCCAGUCAGGAUUGUGUGUCCAGCCAGCUCCAUAAUAUACCGAUCAAGCAGAUGCAUGAGUGAAAGCCAAAGAGUGUCUUCCUACGAUGUCCAGGGCAGAUCUGGUGCUGAAUGUUUGUGUGUGUUUCCUCCUGGCAUGGCUGCUGCAAGCAAUGCAUGCCCACCUGAGGGGGUGGGGCAGAACAGGCUCCUGUGCAAGGCAAUCUCCAGGCAAGUGUGGUACAUGAAACGCUCUCACUCUCUUGCCUUAAUCUUGCCUGCCUUUAACCCUUGGAUUGCAUUUUCAUCCAGCUUCUCUGUUUGCCUUUUCCACUGCAAGCCAAACUACCCAGUUGCUCCUUGAAAAAAGAAAGCCGAGGCCAAGUAAGUGGUGUGCAUCAGGAAUGCUAUUUAUUGUGGUGGGCUAAACAUAAGAUGGCCGUCCAAAAGCAGAGAGGUGGUGACGGUGCUGCCGUUUGGGGUGAAUUCUUGUGGGCACAGCCUGUAGCCAUCUCUGCCCGCCAGGCCCUCUGGGCACAGCCUACCUUUAGAUUGCGAGUAUGGUGCUAAUGACACAAACUUAGACAGCACUGGGCCACAGCCAAAGGUGUGUAUAAACACUGAAGUGGUUUUUCUGUGGCUGCCCAGGGCAGCAGGAGGGACAAAAUUCCUGCCUCUCCCUGCACCCCUGCCGUCAAGAGCCAGGAAUCUGUCCUGCCGUUUGUCCCUCUGCAAAUAAUUGUUGGGGCUUGUUGAAUAGCUGUUUUCCCCCAGCUCUGCCUGACACACUAGCAGGCUGAACUAGUUGCUGAUGCCGUUCCAUUCCUGGCUGUAGAAGCAAAUAGCACUGUUCUUGUCAUGGCCCAGUUGCAAUUUCUGUUGCUGAAUUUGCAGUAUCCUCUGAUAAGACAUACCCAGGACUGUAAGAUUAAGACCACAAGUAUGCUUCUUUCCCACAUACCUUUUGCCCUUUAUCUAGCUCUGUAAGCUUCAGGUCAGCCAUGCUAACAGCCUUAUGUAAGAUUUAAUGCAUUCUCCUUAGGGGCCGAGCGGAAGUAGAAUUGAAUCCAAAGUUUCCAUGCAUUCAUUUUAAAGUGUUUUUAAACAUUUCUCUUGUCUAGUCUUCUAUCUUUUUACAGAAGAAUGGAUUGAUGCUGAACUCCUGGAGUUCACAUUAGUUUUCAGAACCCUAGAGCACACCUGCUGACACUCCUUGUCCUGCAGCUUGUUGGCAAGACACCACAGCUCCGUGGAGUUCAUGCCGUGCACGCAGGAGGUCCUGGGUGGAAAUCUUCACUCACAAGUAUCUGAUAACAGAUAAUGCGAACCAAGACACUGGAGAACCAUUACCCCUUAAGCACAGGCAGUCAGGCUCCAUGGGCCCUGAAGAAGCUGCCUUCCAGCAAGUAAUGACUGUAAUCUUCCAUUUAUAGUUCUCCCAAAUCCUUACUGAAUUUGUUUCAGGCCCCAAACCCCAGUUUGCAUUUGCUCCCAAAUCAGAGUUAGGAAAGACUUACCCCCUUCAAACCAACAGCCACCUCAACCCCACUCCUUUCAGUGCUACAGUAGGAGCCCCUCAGUCCAAGCUGUUCUCAGCUGCUGCACACACAACCGCGCUUUCAACGCAUUAAGCAGGGAGGUGCCUGGCUCCGUGCUGCUGUUGCAGAGUCUGGAAAGGACAGCCUGCAGUACAGGCAGCUUAAGUCCAGUCCGGCUUUCCUCACUACCCAAAAUCACAGCUAUGCAGGGUCACAGCCCGUCAGCAUUUAAGCCAUCUUCAGGCCGGAUGCACAGCAAAGCCAAGCCUUGAGGCCUUCCCUGCCUGUAGGCUCCAGCAUGACUCAACCUCUGCCACUUCAAGGCAGAGGCUUGGGGCAUCCCAGCUCUGUUUUGAACAGGAAUGUAUGAACAUUUGAGUUGGAUGUGAGAAAGAAAGGUGCUAAAUUUCUAUAGCUUUUUGGGGGGUUUGCUGUCAACACGAAAUCUGUGCAAGUCACACAGUCUAUUUCUGUCUACUGUAUUUUGUGAAAAAAUUGAAUGCGAAAGUGAAAGAAUUGAAUGCAGUUUUUAAAGCCUGUGGAUCUCUCUAUCUUUGUCAGUUGUGUGUUGUGUUCUAUAAACUGUUUUCUAAAAGCACUGAAUAAAGGAAAGUAUCCUCUUUUAA
Messenger RNA from Varanus komodoensis (Komodo dragon), 7940 nucleotides. It is a transcript of the gene COL18A1, whose product is annotated as collagen type XVIII alpha 1 chain. The record is from RefSeq and is a predicted model, not a curated record. The transcript has 42 exons. NCBI's taxonomy places the organism in Eukaryota, Metazoa, Chordata, Lepidosauria, Squamata, Varanidae. Gene Ontology annotation, molecular function: protein binding. The coding region runs from base 92 to 5698 and encodes 1868 amino acids.